Paraglomus brasilianum is the source of this 2490-nucleotide messenger RNA. The record is from the annotation of a GenBank genome assembly. NCBI's taxonomy places the organism in Eukaryota, Fungi, Glomeromycota, Glomeromycetes, Paraglomerales, Paraglomeraceae.
AUACCACAGUAUCUCAUGUCAUCCAAGCAAAAACACCCUCACUCAAGUGAUUACAGUGACAAUGAUGACUCAUCUAAACGAAAAUACUAUCACUCAAGCAAAAAACAUCAUAAAGAGCAUCCUGAAAGGCACUCACAUUCAUAUAGUACUAGAUCAAAACAUCGCUCAUACCUGCAUGAUUCCUCAACAAAUCCAGUAAGGCAGACAGGGCUGGGGGCAGCAACUGGAGAGAUAUCAGAGAUAACAACAAAGUCCAAUACAGAUGUUGAUAGCAUUCGAGAGAGAUACUUGCCUCAAGAAACUGAACUCUUGUGCCAUCAAUUUUCUGCCUAUGGUAUUGGGGGCAUUAUCAUGCUCAACUGCCUCAUUGAAGGUGACCAAAAUCCUUUCCCUGUUGAUAUCACACAAACACAAAAUGUUGGUCAUCUCAAAGACUUAAUAUUUGAAAAGAACCGCAAGUUCUUUGGUGACAUGGAUGCUCGUCAGCUUGAGCUCUGGAAGGUCAAUGCCCCCACCAAUAAUCUAAACCAGAUCAACAUGUCCAAUGCUAUAAAAAAGCUCAGUGAUGCAACAUGUCCUCUUUCUGAGGACUUUGUAGCAGCACAACUUAACCCAAGAAAUAUUCAUGUCUUUAUCAAACAACCCUUGGCACUCCAUGAUGAGAGACCCAGCACACUCAACAUUAAAGAUGCAGUCAGCCAAGCUGGCUACUUGGAGAAAGCCUCUGCAAAUGGCAUGGUUGACAUAGGUAGACUCACUAUGAAGGAAAGGGCUGAUGUGUUGGGCUUUAUGGGUGAAGAACCAGGUGCCCGUGACAGGUUCAGGUCACUAUUCAAAACUGCUUGUGACCUCAGAGGAAAGCUUGACUCAAAUGGCAAAAUUCCAAAUGCUGACAAUAUUUCUGUACCUGAAGGUUGCCGAACACUUCCUGCAGUUCAUAAAUUGAAGCUAUAUGUGAGACAAAUUUACAAGGAACUUUUUGACCAACUUGAACAAGAAUUCACAGAUACCCCAACAGAAGUAACUCAGAAUCGCAUGGUCCUGACUGGUACAUCUGGAAUCGGUAAAUCAGUUUUUCUGAUAUACUUUACCAUCCGACUUCUAGCUGAAUGUGAUAACAAUAAUCCUCCUGUUGUUAUUUUCCAUCCCAAGAUUGGUACUUCUCAUACUGAAUGCUAUGUCUUUGGGGGAACAUUGACAUUCUGCACUGGCAGCAUUGCAGAUUUUUCUGAAUUUUUUACCCUUCCUGAGACAUGGUACUUGGCAGAUGGUGUUUCAAAUCCCCAGCUCUUUGAGACAAAGACCAUAAUAGUUAUAUCUCCAAAUACUCUUUAUUCUGGAAGUAAUGAAUACCAGGAAGUUGACAAAGAGUCACCACGAAAAUAUUACAUGGCACCAUGGUCAUUGUCUGAAAUGAAUGAAUGCCGACAAAAGAUCUUCCCAAGUGUGAUGUUUAACACAAUGAACAGUUUAUUUUCUAAGUUAGGUGGCAUACCAAGGUAUGUCUUGCAGAGUGCUGUGACAGCAUUGAAUCAAAAUGAAGACAUUGAAAUGGUUGCAUUGGAACAUCUUCAAGAGGCCCUCAAUUCAAUUGAGGAUCCAGCCCAGCUACUGCAAUGCAUUGGGCAAAAUAGGACAUAUUUGAAGCUCAGUAACAAUCUACUUCAUCAAUGGCCUAUUCCUGAUGCACAUCGCCAAUAUCGUCUUGGAUGGGCCUCAAAGUAUGUUCUUGACCAAAUCCAUGAAUUACUGGUGGAGCAUACUUGGACUGACAGUUUGGCAGACCUUGUCCGAAAGAAUAAUGCUGCCAGAACUAAAGGCCUCUUAUUUGAACUAUAUGUGCACCACAUCUUCCAGAAAGGUAGCUGUACCUUUGUGAUCAGGAAAUUGGGACAAGAAACAAUAGAUUUUCUUCAAAUCCCACUGGGUCCAAAAGUCAAGAAUAUCUGGCAUGAGAAAGAGCUUUCUAUGAAUCUGCCUGCUGAUGCUUUGGAUGCUCUGAUUGAAAAUGAUCCACCAGAUGAGGAAGAAAAAGACAAAGGUGAAAGUGAAGAAGAUGAUGAAAAAGAUAUGGGAGGCUCCACUGAAGCAUCAGCUUUAUAUGACAAUCUGGAUAAUCCACAUGAUGAUGGUCUGUUGAUCAUACCAAACAUUCCCAAUUUUCCUGCUGCUGAUUUUUUCAUCAUGCCCACAGACAUGUUCCAAGUCACUGUAUCUAAAGAUCACCCCAUCAAACAAGCAGCCCUGGCCAAAAUCAUUGAGCAAAUGCCAGCAUACAAGAAUCCAAAUGCAAUAUUUCGACUUUUCUUUGUGGUGCCAAAUGAUAUCUUUAAUGAUUACAGGUUUCAAAACUAUGUAACAAGUGACAAAAGGGUGUCAAAGAAAAUACCUAGGGUUAUACACCGUGUAGAGCAAUGGGUUUUAAAGAUUGAUCUUAAUGCUGCAAUUCAGAGUAAUUCACCUGGUGAGGACAAUAGAGGGAGCUGUUGA